AACUCAGACCGCAUUCUCAACAAACUCUCAUUCGUCAAAGUACAUAUUGAAUCGAGUUUGAGCCGGGCGCACUUGCUCAGCACUUUUUUAAAUUGACGACGAUGAAAGACGACCAGAAAUCUGGAUUAGCUUCUACAUCAACCGACACCAAUGCAGAACCCCCAAUAGAUUCAGUACCCGGUGGUGAACAGCACCAGGAUGAUGACUCACUGAGCGAGGCCCCAGACGAAUCCGACGAAGAUCAAGUCAAGACUUCUCCCAGUAAAACCCCUCGACAACUCAGGAUAGACUCAGAGAAAGCUGAUCGCGCAAUAGCGCGUCAAGAUCAAAAGGCAGUCCGCGAGGCUCGAGAUGCGAACCUGAACUCGCGUCGGAAAGAAGUAGACGCGGGUAAGGUAGCAGAUAGCAUCAAACGUUUUAGCUACCUUCUGGGUCAGACAGAUUUAUUCCGUCACUUCUGUGACCUAAAGGCCCAAAGGGAACCUGAAUUUGCAAAACUCUUGGCUGAGAGUGAAAAAGCCACGAUCAAUAUCAAUAAUCGAGCCAAGGCCAAAGGUUCGAAUCGUAAACGAAAGACUGAAAAGGAGGAAGAUGAAGAGUUACUGGCAGCUGAAAAGAGUGGGGACAAAGAAAACCCUGAGGAUGCAACCGCGGAUGACGAACCAUUUGUUUUCACUGAAUCACCUAGCUAUGUGAAAGGCGGAACUAUGCGAGAUUACCAGAUUCAGGGUUUGAAUUGGAUGGUAUCACUUUUCCAUAACGGUAUCAACGGUAUUCUAGCCGAUGAAAUGGGAUUAGGGAAAACUUUACAAACAAUCUCCUUUCUUGGGUAUUUAAAACAUCAUCGAUCUCUCGCUGGACCUCACCUUGUCAUCGUUCCUAAAUCUACUUUGGAUAAUUGGCACCGAGAAUUCAAUUUCUGGGUACCUGGUUUUAACAUCGUUUCACUCAAAGGAAGCAAAGAAGAACGUAAUGAGAUUUGUCAAACUAAAAUUCUCACUCAAGAUUUCGAUGUUAUCCUCACGACUUAUGAGCUUUGUUUGAGGGAAAAGGGAAGUUUGAAACGUGUGGCUUGGGAAUAUAUUGUCAUUGAUGAGGCCCAUCGGAUCAAAAACGUCGAUUCUAUGCUUAGUCAGAUCGUCCGAUUAUUUCAAAGCCGAGCCAGGCUUUUGAUCACUGGGACGCCGUUACAAAACAACUUGCAAGAGCUUUGGGCACUCCUCAACUUUCUUUUGCCAGAUGUGUUCAGUAGUAGUGAAGACUUUGACGCGUGGUUUCAGCGUGAACGAGGUACUAACGCCGAGUCAUCGUCGGAUGCGGAAAAUAGUGUAGUCAAACAGUUACACAAAGUUCUCAGGCCGUUUUUACUGAGACGAGUCAAAGCAGAUGUAGAAAAAAGUUUACUACCGAAAAAAGAAAUCAAUGUUUAUGUAGGAAUGACUGAGAUGCAGAGAAAAUGGUACAAGAUGAUUUUAGAGAAAGACAUUGAUGCAGUCAAUGGGGUUACAGGCAAAAAGGAGGGUAAAACUCGAUUGAUGAAUGUGGUGAUGCAGCUUAGGAAAUGUUGUAAUCAUCCUUACCUGUUCGAUGGUGCUGAACCUGGGCCUCCGUUCACCACUGAUGAACAUCUUGUAUUCAACAGUGGAAAGAUGAUCAUACUCGAUAAAUUACUCAAAGCUAUGAAAGCCAAGGGAUCGAGGGUACUCAUCUUUAGUCAAAUGAGUCGUGUUCUCGACAUCUUGGAAGAUUAUUGUCUGUUCCGGGAAUACGAAUAUUGUCGGAUCGAUGGUAGCACUCAGCACGAGGAGCGUAUUGGCGCAAUCGAUGAAUACAACAAAGAAGGAAGCUCGAAAUUCAUCUUUUUGUUGACCACGCGAGCCGGUGGUUUGGGAAUCAAUUUGACCACUGCCGAUAUAGUCGUCCUGUUUGACUCCGAUUGGAAUCCUCAGGCAGAUCUACAGGCCAUGGAUCGCGCUCAUCGUAUUGGGCAAAAGAAGCAGGUCUAUGUGUUUAGAUUUGUUACUGAAAACGCGGUGGAAGAAAAAGUGCUUGAAAGAGCUGCACAAAAGUUGAGACUUGAUCAGUUAGUCAUUCAGCAAGGGAGAGCCAACGUGGCUCAAAAAGGUCAAAGUAAGGAAGUCCUCGUAGAUAUGAUUCAGCAUGGGGCGGAGAAGAUCAUCAAUAACAAGGAAACCAUGCUGGUCGAUGAAGACAUUGAGUCUAUCAUCACAAGAGGUGAAGCACGGACGGCGGAAUUGAAUGCCAAAUAUUCUGGCUUGGAUUUUGAUGACCUCGCCAACUUCAAAACUGAAACCAACACUCAGCAGUGGGAAGGUGAAAAUUACGCUGCUAAUGGACAGGCCAAGAAGAAGAUCAGUAUGACUUGGAUCGAGCCCGCUAAACGAGAGCGGAAAAUGAAUUACAGUGAAAAUAUGUCUUUCAGAGAUAUGUUGAGGGGUGGGCCUGCGGUUCCCAAGAAGAAGAAAGGACCAAAGAAGAUUAACACGUCAGAUUGGCAAUUCUAUCCACCUCGCUUCAUCGAACUACAAGACCGAGCAGAUCUACAUUUCAAGAAAACUCAAGGAAUCAAAGCAGAACUACCAGAGAGAGAAGAGGGCGAGAACCCUGAUCCAGAGGAGUUAGAGAAAGAGAGACAAGAUUUACAAGCGGAAAUUGACAAUGCCAAACCUCUCACCGAAGACGAAUUGGCUGAAAAGGCAGAAAUGCAAUCUCUCGGUUUCGAGAGCUGGUCACGCAGAGAUUUUUUGAAUUUCAUCAAAGGCUGCGAAUUACAUGCGCGGGAUGCGUAUGAUUUGAUUGCAUCAGAGAUAGAUACCAAGACCAGAGAAGAAGUCCAGGAGUACGCUGAGGUCUUCUGGCAACGUUACGAAGAGAUCGAGGAUCAUGCACGCUUCAUCACCAAAAUUGAACAGGCAGAAGCCAAACGAAAGAAAGCUGACCGAACGGAAGAGCUCCUUAAAGAAAAGAUCAGUAGUGUCAAACAUCCCAUGCAAAAUCUCAAGAUUCAUUACCUUAAUCAAACCAAGGGUAAGAGUUACAGUGAAGAAGAGGACCGAUUCCUGUUAAUACAGCUCCAUCGGCAUGGACUUGGUAAGGAAGAAGUUUGGGAGUUGAUCAAGAAGGAUAUCAUCGAGAGCCCUCUAUUCAGAUUCGAUUGGUUUAUAAAGUCAAGAACCCCACAAGAAAUCAUGCGUCGGUGCAACACACUUGUACAAUUGAUUGUCAAAGAAUUAGAUCCUGAAGAUACUGAAGAGCUGAUGCGUAAACGAACUGUGAAGCCAAAGAAAGAAGGAGAUGCAAAGGACGGCGAGCAAGAAGAGUGUGAACCGCCAAGCGCAACCCACACGAACAACAACGCGCCCACUAACGGUAAAGCUCCGGCUGCUAAAGCUCGCAAACGUAAAACAGACGAAGUUAAUUCAAACGGGGCUGCUGAUCUUGGUGAAUCGAGAGGUAGUACUCCAACCUUGAAGAAAAAAUCACGAACGAAAGCUUAAAAAAUACAAGAUAAAUUUGUUCAAGUUCAUAUCAUUUUUGAAUGUAGUCUUGAAUAAAUUGUUAAAUUGUGAUUGAGAUUACCCAUGAUAGAAAUGUAGGAAAAUGUUGUAAUUUGAUUAGAGAAAUUUUAUUUAGAGGAAUUGCUUAGUUAUUAUAAAAGCAAAAUCAAUGGCGUGUUUGGUUCAUUGGC
Messenger RNA from Melampsora larici-populina 98AG31, 3709 nucleotides. RefSeq lists its product as uncharacterized. Lineage: Eukaryota; Fungi; Basidiomycota; Pucciniomycetes; Pucciniales; Melampsoraceae. Gene Ontology annotation, biological process: regulation of transcription by RNA polymerase II; nucleosome organization. Bases 102 to 3518 code for a protein of 1138 amino acids. Gene Ontology annotation, molecular function: histone binding; nucleosome binding; DNA binding. The record is from RefSeq and is a predicted model, not a curated record. The transcript is spliced from 18 exons. Gene Ontology annotation, cellular component: chromatin; nucleus.